GCUGUUGAGGUUGCCAAUCAAGUGAAUCAAUGGGCUGAAAAGGAAACAAGCGGGCUUAUCAAAGAAAUUCUUCCAGCCGACUCAGUUGACAGUGCAACAAGACUUGUGUUUGCAAAUGCACUGUACUUUAAAGGAGCCUGGGAUGAGAAGUUCGAUGCAUCAGUGACUAAGGACAAUGAGUUCCACCUUCUCAACGGAACCUCUGUUCAAGUGCCCUUCAUGACUAGCAAGAAGAAGCAGUAUGUAAAAGCUUUUGAUGGUUUCAAGGUUUUGGGGCUUCCUUAUAAACAGGGUGAAGAUAGGCGUCAUUUUUCCAUGUACUUCUUUCUGCCUGAUGCCAAUGAUGGACUGCCAGCUUUGGUAGAUAAGGUCAGUUCUGAAUCCCAAUUCUUGGAGCGUCACCUUCCAUAUCAGAAGGUUGGAGUUGGUGAAUUUAGUAUCCCCAAAUUUAAAAUAUCGUUUGGAUUUGAAGCUUCUAACAUUCUGAAAGGGCUUGACCUGGUAUUGCCUUUCUCUGGUGAUGGCCUAACUGAGAUGGUGGACUCCCCUGUUGGCAGUAACCUUUAUGUUUCUAGCAUUUUCCACAAGUCCUUUAUUGAGGUAAAUGAAGAGGGAACAGAAGCUGCAGCUGCAACCGCUGGUGUGUUUAGACUAAGGGCAUUGAUGGUAGAAGAGAAAGUAGACUUUGUUGCUGACCAUCCAUAUCUCUUCCUGAUUAGAGAAGACGCAACGGGUGUGGUACUGUUUGCUGGUAGCGUGCUAAAUCCUCUAGUAGACUAAGUUGUGUUCCACAAUAUGGAUGUUGAUAAGUGUUUGCAUCUUCUUUGUAUCGAAUAGGAGAAAUGUGGUCAUUAUUGAAAGGUCACUGCAGGGCUUGCCACUUCCUUAAGCUUUAUGGUAAUGAAUUUCAUAUGAAGCUCUCUGCUUACAAACUUUUCAUUCCUUGUAAUUAUUGGGGCUAAUUUUAGAUUAUGCAUUUGCAUUUGGAGUUCUAAAUGACAAAGAGGCUACUUUUGAAAAUUA
Molecule: messenger RNA, 1023 nt
Organism: Nicotiana tabacum (common tobacco)
Lineage: Eukaryota; Viridiplantae; Streptophyta; Magnoliopsida; Solanales; Solanaceae
Source: RefSeq, a predicted model, not a curated record